Messenger RNA from Colius striatus (speckled mousebird), 695 nucleotides. RefSeq names its product F-box and leucine rich repeat protein 22 (gene FBXL22). The coding region runs from base 1 to 681 and encodes 226 amino acids. The record is from RefSeq and is a predicted model, not a curated record. The transcript has 2 exons. Lineage: Eukaryota; Metazoa; Chordata; Aves; Coliiformes; Coliidae. Gene Ontology annotation, molecular function: protein binding.
AUGCAUAUCACCCAGCUGAAUCGGGAAUGCCUUCUACAUCUAUUUUCUUUUCUGGACAAAAACAGUAGGAAAAGUUUAGCAAAAACAUGUCACAAGUUGCUAGAAGUGUUUCAGGAUCCUUUACUGUGGUCUUUGUUGAACUUUCAUUCUCCAGUGGAACUAAAGAAGGAUAAUUUUCUCCUGGGACCUGCUUUAAAAUACUUAUCCAUCUGCUGGUAUUCGGAGAGAGUCAAGGUCUGUAACAUUGAGGACUGGAUGAAAAACAAUUUCCAGAAAGACCUCUGUAACAGGCAUGAAAACACUGUCAAUGAUUUUUUACUAGAAGUUUGCAACAGAUGUCCAAACCUGCUCUCUCUGACCCUCUCUGGAUGUGGCCACGUUACAGACGAUUGUAUCUCACUGCUUCUCAAGAACUGCCCAAAUCUCAAGACACUCAAACUGGAAAACUGUGUGCGGAUCACAGACCAGACCCUGGAAGCAGUGACCCUCUAUGGGGGAUCACUGCAGACGCUCCACGUGGAUUUCUGCCGCAAUAUAACACAAACCGGGCUACAGAGAGUCAGGGAAAAGCGUCCUUCAGUAAUGCUGAGAGCAGAGAGAAGUGCUAACAUGAUUCCAGACCACAAGCCAGCAAAAAAGUUGAUGCUUGAAAAAGCAGCAAGCAAAUUGGUUCAGCUUUAAGAGAAACAAACUGU